CCAACAGGUAACGAAGGGUUAGGGUUGUACUAGCUGGUUAGGGUUGUACUAGCUACCUUCGUUACGCACGGGCCAUGUUUGCUGGUGUUGCCUGGCUGACAGCUGUCAUGUCAUGUGUGCAAACCACACUGACAAGAGCUUGCGAGGCCCUUGCGCCGGUCACUUGCCCACUACCUCAUUUACCUACCUAUUAAACUACCUGCCCUCGCCAAAUGAUGCCAUAGAAGAAGGAAAGACAAGAUUAUCAAGGCACUCGACAGCCAACAUGAAGCCCAUCAUUGCCGUCCCCGCGACGCUGCUGCUCGUGUACCGGGCCUACUCGAGGAAGUCGCUGACCCCGGGCGGCAUCCUGGCCGCGACGCUGACAGCCAUCGCACAUGCUGUCCACCCGUGGAACCUGCCGUUUGUCCUGCUCGUCGUCUUCUUCCUCGCCGGGACGCGAGCGACCCAUGUCAAGGAGAAUGUCAAGGCCGGCCUCACGCUCAAGGCUGGCGGCACGUCCGGCGGCGAGGGGCCUCGCACCCACGUGCAGGUGCUGGCAAACUCGCUGACCGCGUCCAUCUUCUCGCUCCUGCACGCCUACCAGCUGCGGUCCCGCGAGCAGUCGCUGCUCGCCUCGGCCGCCGCCGGCAGCGCCGGCAGCGCCGGCAGCCUCUGCUUCUCCUGGGGCGGCGAUCUCCUGGUGGUCGGCAUCAUCGCCAACUACGCCUGCGUCGCCGCCGACACGCUCAGCUCCGAGCUGGGCAUCCUCGCCAAGGAGCAGCCGCGCCUGAUCACCAGCCUCACGCUGCGCAAGGUCCCGCGCGGCACCAACGGCGGCGUCACGCUGACCGGCCUCGCCGCCGGCCUGCUGGGCAGCAUCAUCAUCGUCACGGCCGCGGCGCUGUUCCUGCCCUUCUGCACCGACGAGACCGCCACCCGGCUGGGCGGCGGCGCGCCGUGGACCACCGAGCAGCGGCGGGCGCUGAUCCUGGGCCUGACGCUGUGGGGCUUGCUCGGCAGCCUGGUGGACAGCAUCCUGGGCGGGCUGUUCCAGCGCAGCGUCAGGGACGUCCGCAGCGGCAAGAUCGUCGAGGGCGAGGGCGGUGUGCGGGUGCUCGUGUCUACGGCCGCGGAGCGCGAAACCGACGUGGCGGCUGGUAUCAAGGCCGCCUUGCUGCAUGGGGAGGGCGAAUCCGCUGUCGAGGAGACGGAACCCGCCACGGGCGCGGGGACGGCGCAGGGCGAGCCCCGCGCAGACCGGUACGACGCCCUCAACAAGCACCGUAGGGCGAGCUUCGGGGACGAGAAGCCGUCGCGCGUUGUCGAGAGUGGGUGGGAUUUGUUGGACAACAACGAUGUCAACUUUCUGAUGGCCUUUGGUAUGAGCGUCGGCGCCAUGGCCGUGGCCUCGUGGUACUGGCAGGUCCCGCUGUCCUCGGUUCUACCGACGGCGGGGGGCAUGGGGGCAAUGGCGGGCCGACAAUAAGUCCAGCCUCUGUUACUGUUUCUUAGACUAUCUACCUAUGGUCUUGGUCUACUCCGUAUACCUGAACACGAUUGAUCGACAUGCUUGACGAGAAAAGUUGUGCUGUUUACCCUGCUCGGAGAUGUCAUAAUGACAGCAAUGGAAAGGCAAAGAAACAGAACAAGAAUGGCAAGGAUGCUCCUGAUGGAGACUUCAACACGUGGGGGUUCCUUUCACACAGUGCACAGUACACAGGCAGGAUCCGUCCUUAUCCCAGAACUCUUUG
Molecule: messenger RNA, 1733 nt
Organism: Thermothielavioides terrestris NRRL 8126
Lineage: Eukaryota; Fungi; Ascomycota; Sordariomycetes; Sordariales; Chaetomiaceae
Exons: 2
Coding region: 266-1468 (400 amino acids)
Cellular component (GO): membrane
Source: RefSeq, a predicted model, not a curated record